AUGCUGCUAGAGCCGGCCAAUGCGGGUGCCGACCCUGCCCUUGCUCUCGUUCGCGACAUCUACCCCGCCGACCUCCUCGUCCCCGUCUCGCAUGCCAGACCCCGACAACCGGGCGAGAAACCCUUCGUAACCCUCACGUAUGCCCAGUCGUUGGAUGGCAAGAUCGCGGGAAAGGGCGGGAAGCAGCUCCUGCUGAGCGGGCAGGAGAGCAUGACCCUCACACACCGGCUACGACAGCUGCACGACUCGAUCCUCGUCGGAGUGGGCACAGUCAUCAACGACGACCCGCAACUGACAGCCCGCAUUCCUCAUCUCCUACCCCUUAAGGACCAGCCACUACCGAUCGUGCUGGACUCAUCCUUGCGCAUGCCGCUCACCUCGAAACUUCUGUCGAAUGCUCGCAAGGGCAUCAGUAAAGCUCCGCUGGUCGUCUGCAAGCGUCUCAGGGUCGGCGAAAAGGGGUUGGAAAGCCAGGCAAUAUCAGAGGCUGGAGGGAAAGUCUACAUCGCGAAUGAUUUUGGUCGCGGCAUCGACUUGCGCAAGUUUAUACACGACCCUGCCGCAACACCUUUUCUCGGCCGCUCGCUCAUGGUCGAAGGUGGAGCCUCGGUCAUCUCCUCCUUCCUCGCGACACCCGGCCUCGUCGACCUUGUCAUCGUCACUGUCGCGCCUGUACUAGUAGGAGACGAGGGAGUCAGCGUCACGAAGGAGGGAGUCGACCUUCCUCGACUCGAACACGUCCGGACGCAAGUCUUCGGGAAAGACGCGGUCUUUGUCUGCAAGCCAGUGUAUCCUUAA
Rhodotorula toruloides NP11 is the source of this 798-nucleotide messenger RNA. RefSeq names its product 2,5-diamino-6-(ribosylamino)-4(3H)-pyrimidinone 5'-phosphate reductase. Gene Ontology annotation, biological process: riboflavin biosynthetic process. The record is from RefSeq and is a predicted model, not a curated record. Lineage: Eukaryota; Fungi; Basidiomycota; Microbotryomycetes; Sporidiobolales; Sporidiobolaceae. The coding region runs from base 1 to 798 and encodes 265 amino acids. The transcript is spliced from 5 exons. Gene Ontology annotation, molecular function: 5-amino-6-(5-phosphoribosylamino)uracil reductase activity.